UCAGAGAUUAGUUCAACAUGAAUUCACCAGGUUUUAAUAGAGGACCUUGGAUUUUUGUGGCCUGUGUUUAACAACAUACUGUAGUUGUACACAGCUACUCCUGACUAACAUGGCCUACAUUUGACCUUGGUAAGUUCAGAUCCAAUGAGGAUACUGGGAGGGCUCCCCUGCUGCUGUCCCACUAACAUCUGGUUAGCGUUCCUGUUCACUUUACAAACGCCUCCAGCAGAACAAAGUUUUCUAUGGGAAAUCCAUAAAACAAAUGGUCACUUAUUAAAUUAACUUUUGCUUUAAGGGGUUUACUCACACUAUAACUAUCACUGUUCAACAUGUUCCAUUAGCAUCAGCAUUUCUGUUGCAUAAUCUGAUGCAGUCUGAAAUAACGGAAGCCUGAAAUAAGGAAGGAAAGAUUGAGAUAAGUAAUCUAUUGACUUUAACAUAUCACAUAGAUAGGUUGAAUAGCUACAGUGUAAGCAUCUCUGUUUUGUGCCUUGUUUAUGUUAGCAGUGCGAUAACAGUAUAUGUUUUUUAGGUUACCACUUAGCUGUUCAAACAGAAAAACUUCACCAUUUAUUCAAUGUUACUGUAACGAUGUUCGUCUGAGGAAGAAGGAGUAGACCAAAGCGCAGCACGUGUUCAUAUUUCCUUAAAUUAACUGAACACUAAAUACAAAAGAACAAGAGCAUAAACAAAAACCAAAACAGUCCCAUAUGGUGCAAACACUGAAACGGAAAACAACUACCCACAAACACAGGUGGGAACAGGCUACCUAAGUAUGGUUCUCAAUCAGAGACAACGAUUGAGAGCUGCCUCUGAUUGGGAACCAUACCAGGGCAAACACAUAGAAGUACAAAACCUAGAACAAAACAUAGAAUGCCCACCCCAACUCACCCCCUGACCAAACCAAAAUAGAGACAUAAAAAGGAACUAAGGUCAGGACGUGACGGUUACAUUAUUCUGGCCUAUAGUGCAAUACAAAAAAUACAGCCGAAUCUUCAACACAUUUUCCAGUCAAUGUGUUUUUUAUUUAUUUUGAUUUAACCUAGGCAAGUCAGUUAAGAACAAAUUCUUAUUUACAAUGAUGGCCUACCGGGAAACAGUGGGUUAACUGCCUUGUUCAGGAGCAGAACAAAAUAUUUUUACCUUGUCAACUUGGGAAUCCAGCAACAUUUCGGUUACUGGCCCAACGCUCUAACCACUAGGCUACCUGCCACCCCUGUAGUUUUAAUAGUUGGGAUAUUGUGUUCUCCUAAAUUCUCAGUGCCAAUAUGUGCAUACAUCUUCUCUUAGUUGCCAAGUAUCAACCAAAACAAGGCCCAAAGUAGGCCACAUGUACUUGUUAGUUACUGUUAUGAUCAGUAUGUUCAUGAAACAAUCUACCAUAAAGGUCCUUCACACAAGGAGAAAUCCAAUUUGGCAGUGUACCUGCAGAACAUAAUGGAAAGAUAGGUAAUCACACCUCACAGCUUACGCCAGCAAAUAUGUUAAUCUUUGAUAAUGCACAACAAUCUUUAGUAAAUAUUCCCUUUUUUUUGCAAAAAUGCAUGUCAAGGCGUUUUGAGCAAAUGCAGAUUGUAUAAAAGUGGUAACCGUAGACACUGUCUUUAUUCAAGGCAAUCAUGGGCAAAGUACUGUUUGUGACGGCUCUAGCCCUGCUGCUGCAUGCACAGCUCGGGUCCUCCUACAUUUUGUCAUGCUACUUCACAAACUGGGCACAGUACAGACCACCCCCCGCCAUUUACAUGCCCAAUGACAUUGACCCAUGUCUGUGUACCCAUCUUCUCUAUGCCUUCGCCACUAUGAAGAACAACGAACUGGCCACCUUCGAGUGGAAUGACGUAGAGCUCUAUAGCCAGUUCAAUGGCCUGAAGAACCAGAAUGGCAACUUGAAGACUCUUCUGUCUGUUGGAGGAUGGAACUUCGGCUCUUCUGGAUUCUCUGCCAUGGUGGCCAGCCCCACCAACCGCCAGACCUUCAUCAACUCUGUGAUAGUGUUUCUGAGGAAGUAUGAGUUUGAUGGUCUGGACAUUGACUGGGAGUACCCAGCCAACAGAGGGAGCCCUCCUCAGGAUCAGCAGCUCUACUCUGUUCUCCUGGAGGAAAUGAGGGCAGCAUUUGAGAAGGAGGCUAAGCAGACUAACAAGGCCCGUCUCCUGCUGUCUGCUGCUGUCUCCGCUGGAAGGGAUACCAUCAGCUCUGCUUACGAAAUCCCCAAGCUUGGACAGGCCUUGGACAUGAUCAAUGUCAUGUCAUAUGACUUCCACGGCUCCUGGGAUCCCUUCACUGGAGAGUGCAGCCCCCUGUACAAGAGCCCUGCUGACAAUGGUGGCUUCAUCUACUUCAAUGUGGACUAUGCUAUGAACUACUGGAAGAACCAUGGAGCACCAGCAGAGAAACUGAUAGUUGGGUUCCCCACCUACGGCAACACAUUCACCCUGACGAAUGCAGCUGACAACGGAAUCGGAGCAUCUAUUGCCGGGGCUGGAACUCCAGGCAAAUACACACAGGAGGCUGGAGAGCUGGCUUACUUUGAGAUCUGUGGGUUUUUGAAAGACGGAGCCACAGAGGUUUGGGACACACCACAGGACGUGCCGUACGCCUACAAAGGAACCCAGUGGGUGGGCUAUGACAAUGUCAAGAGCUUUGGGAUCAAGGUUGACUGGCUGAAGAAGAACAACUUUGGAGGAGCCAUGGUCUGGACUCUUGAUAUGGAUGACUAUACCGGCACCUACUGUGGCCAGGGAAAAUAUCCUCUCAUCAACGUCCUCAAGAAAGGCCUCAAUCUGGAAUCAGCACCUUGCAAUCCCCCUGCAACUCCCCUGCCCCUUAUUAAGGGAACUACAAAUGGAGGUGAUGAUGGUGGGGACUCUGGAGGCAGCUCGAGCGGAGGCAGUUCCAGUGGAGGCAGCCCCACCAGUGGGACCACCAGUGGGACCAGUGGCAUGAACAGUAACUUCUGUGUUGGCAAAGCUGCUGGGCUGUACGCCGACCCCAAGAACAAGAACCAGUUCUACAACUGCAGUCAGGGCAAGACCUACUUCCAGUACUGUGCUACUGGCCUGGUCUUCGACACCUCAUGCUCUUGCUGCAACUGGUCCUAAAGUCCCUAUUUCAGAAUGGCAGGUGACAUUUCAUGGUCAGAUACCCUCCAUUUUAGAACUGGAGGCAUCCCUUUUUGAGUAUAUAUCCUACAUUAUAUUUCAGAUAGCAAUAAAAAAAACUACUUAUUUCAAUAAAUUGUUCUAAAAUGUUUUGAAUUAUCCCCUUCUUGUGAUCAACUAUUAAUGAAAGCAAAAGAGUUCACUGUCUUAUCUGUUGAAAUAAAAAAAGUAUUCAUUCAACUCAUGUUCAAAUGUUUUUAAACAUUUCAACAUUGUGACAAUGAGCAACAAUGCAGACCAAUCCAAAUGCCUUGAAAAUA
Molecule: messenger RNA, 3421 nt
Organism: Oncorhynchus masou masou (cherry salmon)
Lineage: Eukaryota; Metazoa; Chordata; Actinopteri; Salmoniformes; Salmonidae
Product: acidic mammalian chitinase-like
Exons: 11
Coding region: 1620-3101 (493 amino acids)
Biological process (GO): carbohydrate metabolic process; chitin catabolic process
Cellular component (GO): extracellular region
Molecular function (GO): chitin binding; chitinase activity
Source: RefSeq, a predicted model, not a curated record